Molecule: messenger RNA, 2159 nt
Organism: Camelus dromedarius (Arabian camel)
Lineage: Eukaryota; Metazoa; Chordata; Mammalia; Artiodactyla; Camelidae
Gene: EMX2
Product: empty spiracles homeobox 2
Exons: 3
Coding region: 98-856 (252 amino acids)
Biological process (GO): central nervous system development; regulation of transcription by RNA polymerase II; neuron differentiation
Cellular component (GO): nucleus
Molecular function (GO): DNA-binding transcription factor activity, RNA polymerase II-specific; RNA polymerase II cis-regulatory region sequence-specific DNA binding
Source: RefSeq, a predicted model, not a curated record
UCGGUCCUCGCCGCGGGCAGCGGGCAGCGGGUGGCGGAGGCAGCGCGCCGCGGUCCCGAGGAGCCGGGAGCCCCGAGCGCCCGCUCCUCGGCGCAGCAUGUUCCAGCCGGCGCCCAAGCGCUGCUUCACCAUCGAGUCGCUGGUGGCCAAGGACAGUCCCCUGCCCGCCUCGCGCUCUGAGGACCCCAUCCGUCCCGCAGCGCUCAGCUACGCCAACUCCAGCCCCAUAAACCCUUUCCUCAACGGCUUCCACUCGGCCGCUGCCGCCGCCGCCGGCAGAGGCGUCUACUCCAACCCGGACUUGGUGUUCGCCGAGGCGGUCUCGCACCCGCCCAACCCCGCCGUGCCAGUGCACCCGGUGCCGCCGCCGCACGCCCUGGCCGCCCACCCCCUGCCCUCCUCGCACUCGCCACACCCCCUCUUCGCCUCGCAGCAACGGGACCCGUCCACCUUCUAUCCUUGGCUCAUCCACCGGUACCGAUAUCUGGGCCACCGCUUCCAAGGGAACGACACAAGCCCGGAGAGCUUCCUUUUGCACAACGCUCUGGCCCGAAAGCCGAAGCGAAUCCGAACCGCCUUUUCCCCUUCCCAGCUUCUGAGGCUGGAACACGCCUUCGAGAAGAACCACUACGUGGUGGGCGCCGAGAGGAAGCAGCUGGCGCACAGCCUCAGCCUCACGGAAACUCAGGUAAAAGUAUGGUUUCAGAACAGAAGGACGAAGUUCAAAAGGCAGAAGCUGGAGGAAGAAGGCUCAGAUUCGCAACAAAAGAAAAAAGGGACGCACCAUAUUAACCGGUGGAGAAUCGCCACUAAGCAGGCGAGUCCCGAGGAAAUAGACGUGACCUCAGACGAUUAAAAACACAAACAGAACCCCACAGAAACGGACAACACGAAGCAAAACAGAGACAGGGAGAGGAGGGGAAGAAGAAAAAACCUACAAAACAAAAACAAACCGCACACACGCAUUCACGGAGAAGGGGAGAGGGAGUCAGAGAGAGGAGCGGCGCGACGCAGACGUUGGGCAGUAAGAGCGAAGGGUCCUGAUCCGAGCCGCGCCGCGAGGUCAGAGGACGAAGGCUCCUUGAUGAACACGCAACCCUUGUCUAAGAGGCAGCUGAGUGAGUGACUGAGAGAGAGGGAGAGAGAGAGAGAGAGGGAGAGCGAUCCAAAGGUGGCAAAGCCGAAGGCACUCUGACAAGGGGAGCUGUCAGUCAAACGCCAAACCAGCGAGACAAGAUGAUUGGCAGGUAUUCCGUUUAUCGCAGUCCGAUUUAAAAAUAAAAUGAUGAUGAUAAUGAUGAUGAUAAAAGAAAAAAACCCAACCAGGCACAGGACUUUUUAUUUUGCACUUCGGAGUGUUUUUCCCCAAUCUUUAAAAAUAAUUAGUAACAAUAACAAUCGAAAUUUCACAGCCAGCCCCAUCCCACACCUGUUCAAAAACUUGAAUUGCAUGUAGCAGUUGUUGGGCGAAUGAUGUCUAAAGACAGAAAAUGAAUCGUAAUUUUCUUUUCCUUUUAAAGACAGGUUCUGUGUGUUUUUUUAUUUUGAUUUUUUUUCCAAGAAAUGUGCAGUCUGUAAACUUUUUGAUACCUUCUGACGUCAAAGUGAUUGUGAAAGCUAAAUGAAGUAGGCUCAGCGAUAGUGGUCCUCUUACAGAGAAUCGGGGAGCAGGAUGGGGGGCUGAGGGUGGCGGGGGAGGGAGCCCACAAGAGGAGUCAGGACUUGUGCUGGAAAAAAAAAAACCACCUAAAUUAAUUCUAUUUGUUGGACAUUCCCUUUCCUAACAUCCCAAGACUUAAAACCGCGAAGUAAACUUCUCCUUUAAGUGGUUGGAGAUAUUGGCUGAAUACAAUCAUUUGCCGUAAAGGCCAUUCCAAACUUUAAAUUUAUCUAUUGCAAAAACUGAAGGACUGUAGUUAGCGGGGAUGAUGUUAAGUGUGGCCAAGGACACUGCGGCAAGUUUUCAAGCACUGAGUUUCUAUUCCAAGAUCAUAGACUUACUAAAGAGAGUGACAAAUGCUUCCUUAAUGUCUUCUAUACCAGAAUGUAAAUAUUUUUGUGUUCUGUGUUAAUUUGUUAGAAUUCUAACACACUAUAUACUUCCAAGAAGUAUGUCAAUGUCAAUAUUUUGUCAAUAAAGAUUUAUCAAUAUGCCCUCA